AGAAAGGCCUUUCGUUUUAUUGAAAAAAUGUUCAAGACUUAAUAAGUUUUAUGAUAAACUAUGAAUAGAUUAUCACAAACAUUUGAUCUGAGGUUGGAAGAAGGACCAAGAAGAGGAAUACCCAAAGUUAAACCGAUAACCGAAAGAUCUAUCUUAAAAUCGUGCUUAUACAACUUACCUAUAGGGAGUCUACAAUUUAUCUUACCUGCCUUAAUAUUACUCAUUAUUGGAGCUGUUUUAUUUAUUAUUUCUUCAGAAGACGAAGACACAAAAGUUGGAUUAAUUUAUUUAAUUAUUGGUGGAAUAUUAACAUUAUUAAGCAUGGGAUGCUGCAUGACGAGUUAUUGUAAAUAUAGGAUAAAAGAAAGAAAGAAAAUUGAGUUGGAAGAGGCUGAUGGAGAUAAGUUUUAUGGCAAAUAUAGAAGACAUGCUAGUAAAGGGAUAACGAAUCCUGGUUUUGAUAGUACAAUUUGAAUCGAUUGUUUCAGCAUUUGUACGUUUAUUUUUCAUUGUUAAACAUUCCAGUUUAUAACUAUACAUUGCACGUUUAUCUCUGUACAAUGUAUAUUAUACUCGGUCUAUAAUCAAUAUUAUGUUAUUUUACAGGUGUUUUGUAGUGGCAUCUGGUGUACGGUCUCUAUUUUUCAAUCCCUUUUUCUUUUAAUUCUUACAUAACAUUAUGCUCAUGAAGAAAUAAGCUUUCUAUAUCUCAAGAUGGCGCUUUAAUAUUGAUCUUACUAUUUGCUAUGCAAGUUUGAUGCGCCACCUGGAGAAAAAAUUGAGACUUAGCAAUAUAUUGUGACAGUCAUUAUCAAAAAAUGAAAAACUUUAUGUUUAUUCAUAUUUGUUUGACGGACGUAAACUUGAUUAUUACAAACUAUAUUUUCUUUACCUAAUAAUAAAAUUAUAUACAAAAGUCACAUGA
This is a messenger RNA of Dimorphilus gyrociliatus, 925 nucleotides long. Lineage: Eukaryota; Metazoa; Annelida; Polychaeta; Dinophilidae. The record is from the annotation of a GenBank genome assembly.